Messenger RNA from Mustela erminea (ermine), 4299 nucleotides. RefSeq names its product dehydrogenase/reductase X-linked (gene DHRSX). Gene Ontology annotation, molecular function: oxidoreductase activity. The record is from RefSeq and is a predicted model, not a curated record. Bases 111 to 1118 code for a protein of 335 amino acids. NCBI's taxonomy places the organism in Eukaryota, Metazoa, Chordata, Mammalia, Carnivora, Mustelidae. The transcript has 8 exons.
CGGGCGGGCGCGGAGGGCGGGCCGCGCGGGCGCGUUUCCGCCGGCCGGUGUCGCGCCGGGUCCCGGGGGCGGGCGGCGGCGGGCGGCGCGGAAGCGGCGUCCGGGCAGCCAUGUCGCCUUUGUCUGCGGCGCGGGCGGCCCUGCGGGUCUACGCGGUGGGCGCGGCGGUGAUCCUGGCGCAGCUGCUGCGGCGCUGCCUCGGGGGCUUCGCGGAACCAGUUUUGGCCCCACAGCCCGACCGCGUUGCUGUAGUGACUGGAGGCACGGAUGGAAUCGGCUAUGCCACGGCGAGGCACCUGGCGAGACUCGGCAUGCGUGUGAUCAUAGCUGGAAAUAACACUGGCAAAGCCCAGGAAGCCGUGAGACAAAUCCAAGAAGAGACUUUGAAUGACAAAGUGGAGUUUUUAUAUUGCGAUCUGGCGUCUCUGAAGUCCAUCCGGCAGUUUGUCCAGACGUUUAAGAAGAAGAAAAUCCCUCUCCACGUCCUGGUCAACAACGCCGGAGUGAUGAUGGUCCCUCAGCGGAGAACCAGGGAUGGAUUUGAGGAGCACUUUGGGCUCAACUACCUGGGCCACUUCCUGCUCACCAACCUCCUCCUGGACACCAUGAAGGAGUCCGGAUCUCCAGGCUGCUGCGCGAGGGUGCUGACCGUCUCGUCGGCCACCCAUUACAUCGCCGAGCUGGACAUGGAGGACCUGCAGGGCAGCCGCAGCUACUCCCCGCACGGUGCCUACGCCCAAAGCAAGCUGGCCCUUGUCCUGUUCACCUACCACCUGCAGAGGCUGCUGGCCGCCCAGGGGAGCCCCGUGACCGCCAACGUGGUUGACCCCGGCGUGGUCAACACCGACCUCUACCGACACGUCUUCUGGGGCACGCGUCUCAUCAAGAAGCUCUUCAGCUGGUGGUUCUUCAAGACCCCAGAUGAAGGAGCCUGGACAUCCGUCUACGCGGCAGUCACCCCAGACCUGGAAGGAAUAGGCGGCCGCUACCUUUACAACGAGAAAGAGACCAAGUCUCUCGCGGUCACGUAUGACCUAGAUCUUCAAAGAGAAUUGUGGGCCAGGAGUUGCCAGAUGACCGGCAUCACUGACGUGACCCCGAGCACCUUCUCGGGGUAGCUGUCACGUCGGGGAAGACCUUGCCUUCAGUCCAGCAAACACAGGCACAGGCAGCUUGUCUACCAGGAGAAUGAAUGGUGAUCCAUACACAGUCGGACAGAGACGGAGGGUCUUUGGGGCUGUAUCUAGUUGGUCCCUGUAGGGGUGGAAUUAUGAUCCCCUUCAAAAGAUACCUCCAUGCGCUCACCCCUGAGAACCUACGGAUGUGAUUCUACUUGGAGAGAUCAUCUUUACGAUGGAAUCAAGAUCUUAGGAUAAGGAGAUCAUCCUGGCUUAUUUAGGUAUAAUCAGUGUAAUCACAAGUUUCCUAUCAGAGAUAGCAGAGAUUUGAUUACAAAAUAGGAAGAGGUCAUGUGACCAUGGAGACAGAGACAGAAAGGACAUGGCCACAAACCCAAGGACACCUAGAGCCCCCAGAAGAGGCAAGAAGACCUUUCUCUGGAGCCUCUGGGCUCUGCCCUGCCUGGAUCUCAGCAGCCCUGCCCUGCCUGGAUCUCAGACUUCUGGUCUUCAGAGUUGUGGGAGGACGAAUUCCUGUGGCUUUUAAGCCACCAAGGUUGAUAGGAAUGUGUUACAGGAAACUCAUACAGAUCCCUGUGGUUCUAUUUCCCAAAGUUUACGGGCACCAUCCUUGACUUCAGGGCUCACCCUUACUCAGCUACCAGUCAGGCAAGGAAGGCUCAGUCCUCUCUCUAAGGAUGUUUACAGACUCCAACAUGGACAGACAAGCCACUUGAAAAUGCAGCAGAAAGGACACCACUGCCUGCGUGCUGCUGGACUGCACUCUGAACUUCCAGAACAGUGACUACUGGUCAUCCGACCAUCUAUUCCUUCAGUUAACAGAAUCUCACCAAACACCCAAAUCUGAUGUCGACUCUGGGCACACGCGUGCUUUGGAAGAGCCAGCAGCUCUUCUAGCAUGGGGCUCACACGGGACACAGGGACAGAUGCUUUCUAGGAUUGCCUCUUGGUUGUUCCAGGAUGGGUGCAGUGGCACCAUGAAGCAGUUUAGGGAUCUGCUGUCCUGGAAUGGAGCAUGACUUCAUGGGAAUUUAGUAAAAUACAAAGGAAUGUCAUUGCUCUGGUUUGGGUUAUUUGAGAGUGCGCAUGACGGAUUCUCUUUCAGUGACAGAGUUCUCUGACUUUCUUGGCCAAGGUGGUCAACCUUAAACAAAUCUUCUCAACAAAGAUGCUGACAGUCUCUCCCAAAGUCCAGCUAGGCUGAUGGGUUUUGCUGGCCCACUGGGGGAGUGUCUGAAAAUGAUUACUGCUCAUCCCUACCCUCAGUAGAACUCCAGGGUUCAUUCUUCUGGACCUCAGCAUUUCUGUAGAGCUCAAGCCAUCCUCUUGUUCAACCAAGUUCAAGACCCAACCUGAACCAGAUGUACUCAGACUGCAUCUUCUAUCCCUAAGUGCUGGCAUGUCCUCAGACUGCUCAGAUGUUCUACUAAAGCCCUGAAGCCCAGAUUAAGGUCUUUUAGACCUAGAAUCAUGAUCAAGAUGUUCUUCAUCUGAUUUUUUGAGCAGCCAGGACUCGGUGCCAAAAAACAGCAUCUCGAAUUCUGGAAGAUGCCAACCUUGGAGCAUUGAUGGGUCAUCAAGGACCAUAUUACAGCUUGAGGCUGUCAGACACAAGUGCCAGUGACGGUCAUCAUUAUCACAAAGGUACUUUCCAAGUAGAGGCUCAUGACGGUGUUGGUAGGAUGACUCCUGUCCAAGCCAGCAUCCUCUAUCACUGAGAAAACAAGCGCGCCAGGGUCUGACAGAUGCUGCAGUCCUCGGGCUGAGAAGAUGCAAUCCAAGAGCAAUCUGAACUUUGUAGGACCCUGGCCUCAGAUUGUUCUUAUUUGUUACACGACAGCCCUUUUGUUGCUCUUCCUCCCUGGGAGAGAGAAAGAGAAGGAAAACAACAACACAUGGUUAAACAUGGUUCUGGAGAAGUUAGCAGACGCCCUCGACCCGUGAUCGUAAAAUGCCUCGGUGCUUGGAGACACUUCCCAGCAGCUGGAGAAUUCGUGCGGAUCUCUGGGUGAGUAAAGCUCAUUUUGUGACUUGGCAGGCACUGGGGGUUCUGGGUUGGAGCCUGUCACUCAUGUUAGGGGAUCCGUGAGGGUCUCUGAGCCCCACCAGGGUGAUGACUUUCCAUCCAUGAGUAAGACUUGAGUCAGUAGUUGGACUCAGGAUGCAUGCGUUUCUCUUCUCGGUAAAGCUGUUCUUUUGUUCCUUCAGUGUAGCAAUGGUGAGUUUUGUUUUGGUUCCGCAGUGGGAGGGACCACUUCAUUCAUUCAUCUCUUCAUUCAUUCAUUCAUUCAUUCAUUUCUACCAAGCCAGGCUCUGAGGAAACAAACUCGAUCAAGUUGAGUGGGACCUAGCUCUUGUCCCAAAGGAGCUGGAGGUCUGUGAUGGACUGAUAAUGACCUCCGUGGAUAUUAGGUUCCAAUCCCUGGAAUCUGGAGAUUUCACUGGAUAGGACAGCAGAGACUUUUAACAAGAAAGAGUGAGUUCAGCAAAGGAUGGCCUGCGUAGGACACAAGCUCUGUCUGGAUGCCAACUGGAUGUUGAAGGUUUCUGUAUCAUGAACAGGUGGCAUGGGCACCUCUCAUCUUGCCUGUUUGGAAAUUCAACCAUACAAGGUGCACUGGGCUCCCUCCAAGGUGGGACAGGUCAGGAGACGAGAUAGGGGAAGCUUCUUGGAUUGAUGUACAGGUCAGGGGGGACAUCCCAUGUCCCACUGGAUGUGAACUUUGGGAAGCGUGCAGUCUUGCAGUGGGCACCAUCGUUAAGUCUUCGGGUCUGUCUUUCUGAGCCUUGUCUACUGAGUAAUGAUGCUAACAUGACCUUGUCUGCACCCAGGUUUGCUGAGACAACAAAACCUAUGUAUGCACUCUGCUUGAGGAAAGUUCAGGAAUAACUCUAUGACACCCAUGGUUUUGCAGGCAGGGUCUGGAUUUAAUUUGUCAUUUAAGUGGAGAAAUCAUACUUGACCCUUGAACAGCACAAGGCUGGGUGUGCCCAGCCUCUAUGCACUCAAAAAUCUACAUAUAAUUUUUGACUUCCCCCAAAACUUCGUUCCUGGGAGCCUGCUGUUGACCAGAAGCCUGACCAAUAAUGUAGUCAAUUAAUAUUUUGUAUAUUCUGUGUAUUAUAUUGUGUUCCUACAAUAAAAAUAAACUACAGAAAA